Trichoderma asperellum CBS 433.97 is the source of this 2630-nucleotide messenger RNA. RefSeq lists its product as uncharacterized. Lineage: Eukaryota; Fungi; Ascomycota; Sordariomycetes; Hypocreales; Hypocreaceae. Gene Ontology annotation, molecular function: protein binding. Gene Ontology annotation, cellular component: transcription factor TFIIIC complex. The record is from RefSeq and is a predicted model, not a curated record. Gene Ontology annotation, biological process: transcription by RNA polymerase III.
GAACAUCUCUGGUGUGAGGCUGGCUUUUCCAUACCAGCUGCUACCACCAAAAGUAUAUUUUUUCGCACCUGAAGCCCCACCAGGUCGCGGUUCUCAGACUUCUAAACUCAACUUUUUCUCACACGCGACGCACUAUGAGAACCAGAAGGUCGAAUCGCACAAAACAAUAUACUCUUGACAAGUACGACUUUCUUAGCUCAGGAGACGAGAAAAGCCAGACUCAAAAGCGUCGCAAAACUGCCGAUGAGAAUGACGACAAUUUCGAAGCGCCCGCGGAGGAGCGGAGCGCUGCAGAGGACGAGGACGAAGAUGAGGAUGAAGAGGAUGUACAGAUGAACGACAGCGCCAGCGAAGUCAAUGUGAGAGAGAGACCUUCUCGCCAGCGCCCCAAGCAAACAAAACCCCCCAAGCUCUCCGAUCCUGGUGAAAUGAAAGUGACGGGAUAUCUGGACAUUGAGCUCAUCCCCCCAGAAGGCCAGCACAAGGGAUAUGUUGGGCCGUACGAGAGAGGGAUGCGCGGCAAGGCUCUAGUGAGGACCUUGUAUGGGCCCCGGCCCGAGCGCAUAGAGAUGGCUCACAUGCUGCUGGAGCGAUGGAGCGGAUGGACGUUGUACCCGCCAAAGGUGCCGCAAGACGAAGAUGAACCGACUGACAAGGGGUUUUGGAUUCCGGGUGGCUUUGAGAAGGAGGCCCGUCUUGCCAAGCAAUGGUAUGAGCAAGUGAGCAAGGGCCUGCCACCUAAUGAGGUGUGGUCAGAAUUACCUCCCGAAGAGUCUGAAAUGUACCGAUUUCCGCAGUUGAGCAUGCCUGUUUUGACAGGACCGCCUGAAACGCAGCAGGAAGUGCGAAUGGAACCAGGAACCAGCUGCUCCCUAUCACAAAGCAAUAUACCGUUUGAUCAGGAUGAGGAUGAUGAAAAGAUAGAAUGCGGAUGGAUGCUGGAUGUUGGCGGCCUUGUCUUGGGCAUGGAUUGGGCGCCUCGGCGAGACAAGAACCCAAAACAGCUGCUUGCCCUGGCGAUUAUACCCCAAUCCGACCAAGACUUCUACAAUUACGAGGAAGAAUCUGUGAGGCCCGGAUUCCAGCAGCAGGGUAUUAUCCAGAUUUGGGAGUUUAAGAGCACCAAGACAGAUGAGGAAUUCAUUCGCACAUCAAAAGAACCCGCUACACUGCGAAAGACUCUGUGCUUGGACUACGGAAGGGCUAGAAGGGUUAGAUGGAGCCCGUCGUGCAAUCACAUUGCGGUCCUCUCGAGCGAUGGAAAUGUCUAUGUUGCGGAUGCUGGGGAUCUUGACAGCGAAGAGGAGGGAGCCUACUACAAACUUCAGAAGCCGUUUGCAGUGCUCAACUUGAUUGAUGAGUACAGCAUAAAAGCUACUGCAAUAGCGUGGGUCAAUUGCAAUCGAAUAGCCGUCGGCUACUCGGAUGGGUCGAUUGCUCUGUGGUCGGUAUAUCCUCAGCGUAUCUUAUCUAGGCACCCAGUCCAUCACAGCGACAUCAUCGAUAUGGUGUCCGGAUACCCAACAUUACCAAAUAUCAUCGCUUCAAUCCCAGUGGGCGGCACUGCCAGAGUCAUUGAUCUCCAGGCCCCGAGCUACGAAACUACCGAAGCCCAAAGACCGCUGGUACAUACACAACCAGGUCUCUUGGCAUACAGUGAUCAUCUUCUUGGUUUCUUAUCCAUAUAUCCGUCUGCUAGUGCGCUAAAUACCAUUAUUGGAUUUUUGCAUCAUGCGCAUUUCCCUGUCUGCCGGCGGGUGUUUACUGGGGAUAGCUUUCUCACAUGCCUAGCUGUCGGGCGACUUCACCCUUUUCUGCUCAUCGGUGCAACAGAUGGGUCUCUAUGGUGUCUCAACGCACAAACCGAAGUUUUCAGCAACCGGCACGAAUCAACGGACAAGGUACGAGUUUUCCAACAUGAGCACCGGCCGGGAUAUCUGUUUCCUCCGGACUCACCAGCAGCGGUUCGGGGCGUCUGUCGUGUCUUGCAUGGCUUUGCAGUAGACAAGAACAGAAACUCAAAACCAGAGGCAAAACCAAGCGCGAAGAAGGGCAAGAAAUUACGGGCCAAGGAGCCUGCCGAGGGUGCAGGAGAGGAGGGCGAAGGCGAAGAGGACGAUGACGAAGCUGGCGAUUUGACUGACCCAUUUCGCGCCACUCUACACGAAGCACUGACGAGAAUCACUGCCAUUGAGUGGAAUCCUAACCAGGACCAUGGAUCUUGGGCGGCGGUAGCCAUGGGUUCGGGACUUGUACGAGUAAUUGAUUUAGGGCUGGAGAAAUACCCCGAGGGAACGGCGUAAUUAUCAAGUGGAAUCUCGGCGCAAAUGCCAUGUCUAUAAAUAUAUGUGCCAGUAGUACUAUGUUCCAAAACUUUCUUUACAAAUUUUUUUCUCCUUCACCUACAAACACUGGGAACCCAUGCCCGCGUGAUGGUGAUCAAACGCCUUUGCCAUGCCGUAGAAGUGUGUUGCCGCCGCAAAGAGGACAAACAUGUGGAAUAUCUGAUGGGAGCUGCCCCAGAUGUCAAAAGCUCCAGGAUAGACUCUCUCAGGCCAGCGAGCCGCAUAAAGAACUGCGCCGAAUAUGUACAGGAGGCCCUGCAAUACGACCCAGCUGAGGCUCAUUUU